This is a messenger RNA of Cornus florida, 3287 nucleotides long. RefSeq names its product FT-interacting protein 3-like. The coding region runs from base 789 to 3095 and encodes 768 amino acids. The record is from RefSeq and is a predicted model, not a curated record. Lineage: Eukaryota; Viridiplantae; Streptophyta; Magnoliopsida; Cornales; Cornaceae. The transcript is spliced from 2 exons.
UUUUAUGUAACUCAAACUACUCUCUUUCUCAGCAGUCCCUGUAAAUGAUCAGUUGAUCACCUUCUAUUCUUCCUCUCUCUACUCUCUUCUCUCUUCUCUCACUAGAAUCAACUGUAGCGAGCUAAACAUAGUCUCUCUUUAUCUCUAAGUCAAUCUGACUUCACUAUAUGCAAUGACAGCAAUGCCUUGAGGUUUUCGCGCUUUCUUAAAUAAAGCUUCCACAAAGGUGCAAAAGUUUCCAUGCCACAAAGUUGUGUAUAGAAAUUCAGGAUGUUCUUUCAUUCUCUUGGAAUUCUGCUUUCACAAUUUAUGACUUCAGAUUCUUGAACUCUGUACACUUCUUAGCUUCUUUAUGUCUUCCUGAUAAUUUGUUUUGAUACUAAGUUUGGGACCCAUCUGCCAGAAAUACCAGAAAAUUCAAUAGAACAUAGUUAAUCUUCCCAUUUCUGAACCUUUUCAGAAGCCACAGAUUGCUGCAUCUAAAGCAACAAUGGCUCUGUAAAAGGUAUUAUUCCUAUUUCACUUGUGGUCUUGUAAAAUUCUGCCGUUUGAAUUUGGAUCAACUUGUGUAAGAAAAGGCAGUUUCUACUUUCCAACUGUAUUUUGAUUUCCGGUUUUCACUAGUAGUUGGAGUAAACUUCGCUUCCAUUCCAACGCCUUAGGCACCAUUGUAAAAAUUCUCAAAAGAGUUGAAAAAAUUCUACUUCAGAGCUAUUAGAAGCUUGUGAUAACAUCUCUAUAAAUCCAAAUUCUUGCUUGGUUUUGCUCUGGUUAGUGCAAACAAGAAAAUGAAGAAGCCUCCACAGCCAGAAGAAUUUGCUCUGAGGGAGACCUCACCAAAAAUUGCCGGGGCAGGGAUCACCACCGGAGAUAAGCUCACUUGUGCCUAUGACCUCGUUGAGCAGAUGCAAUACCUAUACGUCCGUGUUGUCAAAGCAAAGGAUUUAGUAGGGACGGAUGUCACAGGUAGUUGUGAUCCCUAUGUUGAAGUAAAGAUGGGGAACUACAAAGGGGUUACUCGGCACUAUGAAAAGAAGUCUAAUCCGGAGUGGAAUCAUGUUUUUGCUUUCUCCCAGGAUCGAAUCCAAGCUUCUUUCAUCGAUGUACUGGUGAAAGAUAAGGAUGUGCUUUUAGAUGAUCUCAUUGGCAAGAUUUCGUUUGAUCUUAUUGAAGUCCCAAAGCGUGUUCCACCGGAUAGCCCCUUGGCGCCACAAUGGUAUAGACUGGAAGAUGGGAAAGGGGGUAAAAUUAAAGGAGAGAUUAUGCUUGCCGUUUGGAAGGGAACUCAAGCAGAUGAGGCGUUUCCUGAUGCGUGGCACUCGGAUGCAGCAACAAUUAAGGAGGGCAUUGCCAAAAUCCGAGGGAAGGUAUAUAUGUCCCCUAAGCUUUGGUAUGUUAGAGUCAAUGUAAUUGAAUGUCAAGAUCUUCUACCUAGUGAUAAGAAUAGGGUGCCAGAAGCUUUUGUGAAGGUUAUCCUUGGAAAUCAAGCGUUGAAGACGAAAAUAUCUCAAGUUAAGAGUGUUAAUCCAAUGUGGAAUGAGGAUUUGAUAUUCGUUGUUUCGGAACCAUUUGAGGAGCUGUUGGUGAUAACUGUAGAAGAUAGAGUGGGAUCCAACAAAGAUGAGGUAUUGGGGAAGUGUGUGCUACCAUUGCAGAAUAUCCAUAGGAGGUUUGACAAUAAGGCUGUUCCGAGCAGGUGGCAUAAUCUUGAGAAGCAUUUGAUUGUGGAGGGGGAAAAAAAGGAUACUAAAUUCGCCAGUAGGAUUCAUACAAGGAUCUGUUUGGAUGGUGGGUAUCAUGUCCUGGAUGAAUCGACACAUUACAGUAGCGAUCUUAGGCCCACUUCAAAGCAAUUGUGGAAGUCCAGCAUUGGACUUCUGGAAUUGGGGAUCAUUAGUGCUACAGGGUUGUUGCCAAUGAAGACAAAAGAUGGCCGAGGAACCACUGAUGCUUUUUGUGUGGCUAAAUAUGGACAGAAAUGGAUUCGAACAAGGACAAUCAUUGACAACUUUUCUCCAAAAUGGAACGAACAGUACAGUUGGGAGGUUUUCGAUCCUUGUACUGUGAUUACAGUAGGGGCAUUCGACAAUGGUCAUGUACAUGGAGGGGGAAAGGAUUCAAGAAUUGGGAAGGUGAGGAUUCGGCUAUCUACACUAGAAACUGAUCGAGUUUACACUCACUCAUAUCCUCUUAUUGUCUUGCAACCUUCAGGAGUGAAGAAAACCGGUGAAAUCCAACUAGCUGUGAGGUUCUCGUGCACGUCUUUCGUCAAUAUGUUGCACAAAUAUACACAGCCCUUGUUGCCCAAAAUGCACUAUGUUCAUCCUCUGUCAUUAAUCCAGCAGGAUAUCUUGAGGUUCCACGCUACUCAGAUACUCUCGGUUAGGCUGACCCGUGCUGAGCCACCAUUGAAAAAAGAGAUUGUGGAGUACAUGCUUGAUGUGGGGUCACAUAUCUGGAGUGUGAGGAGGAGCAAAGCUAAUUUUUUCAGAGUAAUGAAUGUUCUAAGUGGUGUUACCGCGGUUGCAAAAUGGUUUGAUCGUAUCUGCCACUGGAAGAACCCUCUUACAACCAUCUUAAUUCACAUCCUUUUUGUGAUUUUGGUGUUGUAUCCUGAGCUGAUACUGCCCACAUUGUUUCUCUACCUUUUCCUUAUCGCGAUUUGGCAGUACAGACGGAAACCGAGACACCCUCCUCACAUGGACAUUCGACUCUCCCAUGCUGAUGCCAUUGGUCCUGAUGAAUUGGACGAGGAAUUUGAUACUUUUCCGACAUCCAAAGGAUCUGAUACUGUUCGGAUGAGAUAUGAUCGUCUGAGAAGCAUAGCCGGGAGGAUUCAGACUGUUGUCGGGGACUUGGCAAUGCAAGGGGAGAGGCUGCAGUCACUGAUAAGUUGGAGAGAUCCUAGAGCAUCUGCUCUGUUUGCGACAUUAUGUUUAGCUGCUGCUGUUGUUCUGUACGUUACGCCAUUUCAAGUUGUUGCCUUUCUUGCUGGCUUUUAUGUGUUGAGACAUCCUAGGUUCCGCCAGAAGCUUCCUUCACUGCCUCUCAACUUCUUUAGGAGGCUUCCAGCAAGAACAGACUGCAUGUUAUAGGUAUAUAUGCUUUGUAAUCUUAUUCUUUUUUUCUCCUUGUAAGCUGAUAUAUGUACUUUAUUUGAAUUCUGUUUAGUGUAACCAAAUAACGUUUUGAUUAGUAUUCUCAGUUUGAGCAUUAUUCAUGUAAUUCUGUCACCUUGUUAAUCUUGUGGUGAUUAAAUAUUAAUUCGCGCAACUUUGAACACAAAA